AUGGGCGGCGUUCAGCCCCGGGGGUCCGGAGCCCAGCGCGCGCAUAGGCAGCGGAGAGAGGAGCGCGGGCCCGUGCGCCCACCGCAGGAGGUGGGAGAGCGCGCCCAGGGACGGAAGGGGCGCGCGAGGACCCUCGGGCACCGGAAGGGGCGCGUGGGGCGGUUGGCCGCGGCCCGGGGCGGCGGCGGCCGUUGGCGAGAGGCGGCCCGGGCCAGACGAGGUCCGGUGUCUGGCCCGGCCGCGGCCACCAUGACCAAGGACUCGCCCAGCCCUGCGGACGGCGGCCGCGCAGCCUCCCAGAAGCCGGCGACUCCGGGCCCGGCGGCGGCGGCGGCGGCGGCGCUGGAGGAGCACCGGCGGGAGCUGGAGAAGCUGCGGGCGGAGCUGGAGGCGGAGCGGGCGCGCGGACGGGCGGAGCGGCGGCGCUUCUCGGCCGGGGCGCGGCAGCUGCGAGAGGAGGCGGAGCGAGAGCGGCAGCAGCUGGCGGACCACCUGCGCUCGCAGUGGGAGGCGCAGCGCAGCCGGGAGCUGCGGCAGCUGCGGGAGGACGUGCUGCGGGAGCGCGAGGCCGAGAUCCGGCAGCUGCUGCGCUGGAAGGACGCCGAGAUGCGGCAGCUGCAGCAGGUGCUGCGCCGGGAGCGCGACGGCGUGGCGCGCCAGGCCCGGGAGCUGCAGCGCCAGCUGGCCGAGGAGCUGCUGAGCCGCGGCUACGGCGGCGGCCGCGCGGGGCCGCCCGAGGACGCGGGCGCGCGGUGCCGGUGCCGCCUGCAGGAGGUCCUGGCGCAGCUGCGCUGGGAGACUCACGGCGAGCAGGCCUCGCGCAUCCGCCACCUGCAGGCCGCGCUCGACGUGGAGCGCCGGCUGUUUCUCAAGUACAUCCUGGAGCACUUUCACUGGCACCCCGCCCUGCCCAGCGCCCCCGACGCCCCUCUUCCACUGGGAGAGCCGUCUCGCGAGGCCGCCGCCAAGGCCGCCCGCGGACUCGGAGCCCGGGAUGGCCGGAGCGCGGGCGUCCGCGCGCGCUCCCGCUCCCUCGACCAGGUGCCCGCGGCGCGCGCCCGCUCCCCCGGCAGCCCGCUCCCCGCGCGCGCCAGCUCGCUCGACUCCCUGGCGCCGGCGGGUCCCCGCCCCUCGCUUGACGGCAGCCCGAGUCACCCCAGGGCCCCCGAGUCCUCCUCGCCAGACGCUUCCCUCUCGGGCUCCCUGAGGCCCCUGCCGCCGCCGCCGUCGCCGCCCCCAUCGGAGCGCCAGACACCUAGUGCCCUGCGAGAGGGGGAAGAGGCGGGGAGCCGGCCCCGCGAAGCCCCGAGCCCCCCACCGCCGGGCCCGGGCCACCGCGAGCUGCUGAGGCGGAACUCGGAGCUGUCCGAGGCGCUGCAGGAGCUGGCGCGCCGCUGCUCCGGCCUCCGCGAGGAGAACGUACGGCUGCGGCGCUUGGGCCUCCCCGACGAGGCGAACGAGAAGGCUAAGCGGCUCAAGGGGAAGCGCGCCGAGCUGACCAGUCUCGCGCGGCGCCUGGAGGACCGGGCCCGCAAGCUGCAGGAGGCCAACCUGCGGGCCGUGAGCGCGCCGGUGCCCGGAGAGAGCCGCGCGGGCCUGGAGCUUUGCCAGGCCUUGGCCCACCAGCGCGCGCGGGACCUAUCCGAGCAGGCGAGCGCGCUGCUGGCCAAGGACAAGCAGAUCGAAGAGCUGCGGCAAGAGUGCCACCUGCUGCAGGCGCGCGUCGCCUCGGGCCUCGGCCCGCUCCCUGGAGAGGGCGCCGCCAGCGCCCAGUGGCUCAGCAUCGGCGACCUGGACCGGCUGCAGCGCGAGUCCCAGCAGGAGGUGCUGCGCCUGCAAUGGCAGUUGACGCUGCAGCAGGCCGCCGGUGGCGCGCGCGCGGAGGCGGGCGGCCAGAGCGCGCCCUGCGAGGCGGCGCGGCGCCAAGUGCGGGAGCUGGAGCGCGAGCUGAGCGCGCGGCGGCAGGAGUGCGAGGAGCUGGGCGCGCAGGCGGCGGCGGCGCAGCGGCGGGGCCAAGAGGCUGAGGCGCAGCUGCAGGUGGCGCUCCGCGAGGGCGCCUGGCUGGCCAAGGAGAACGCGCGGCUGCAGGCCCAGGCCGCCUGGACGCGGAAGGUGGCGGCCGAGAACGAGGACGUGCGCGGGCAGCUGGGCCUCGCGUGCCAGCAGCGCGACGCCGCCGGCUUGCUGGCCGAACAGCUGCUGCAGCAGGGGGCGCAGAGGCAGGACUGGCAGCAACCGCUGCAGCACCAUCUGCAGAGGGUCCUGUGUGAUCGCCAGGCCGCCCGGGACGAGAUGUGGGCGCCACGGUGCCAGCCUGGCCAGCCUCCCCAGGACGACCCGGGGACCGAGCCGCAGCUGGGGCCUGUGAACCCAGCGUCCCCUCCGCCCAGCAGAGACAGACGGAGGAAGGAAGACCUCCUGCUGGAAAACCCAGCUGCCCACGGGCAGCCAGCCUGGAUCCCCCAAGCUCCAGACUCCAGCGGCCAGCCUCUGGACUCCAGGCUCCAGCCCCAGAGCACUGGCUCCCAGUCGAGCUCCUCCUCGGAGGUGGAGUCCGCGUGGGCCACGGUGCCCUCCUGCCCUACGCUGGACGCCGAUACAGCCAGUGAGGCAGAGGACCUGGAGCCGGACAGCCUGCCCUCGACCCUGGAGGCGGGGGGCUUGGAGGUCUCCGUGGCCACCCCUAAGCUCAAAAUCUUCCUGGCUCGGUACAGCUACAACCCAUUUGAGGGGCCCAACGAGCACCCUGAGAGCGAGCUGCCACUUAUGCCUGGGGACCACGUGUACAUCUUUGGCGACAUGGACAAGGACGGCUUCUAUGAAGGGGCACUUGCGGACGGCCGGCGGGGGCUGGUGCCUUCCAACCUGGUGGAGCAGAUCCCCGACAGCGACAUCCAGGGCUGCCUGCCCACUGAGUCCCUGGACCGAGGCCCGACUCGGCUCCCGGCGGCUGGGCAGGGCCAAGCUUGGAAGGAUGACCCCAGUCCCGGCUUUUUACCUGGGCAAGCCCAGGCGGCUGUGGACAGAGGGCCGUGCCCAGUGGCGAGGGUGGGCUCCAGGACGGAAGUGGCAGCAGAGGUCUCAGACACCAAGACGGGAGCCAGAGCCGGCCGGUUGGGGUCCCAGGAGAGCAGGGACAGGCAGGGGCCCUCCAACGCUCCUCCAGGGACCAACAGCGUCCCUCGUAUGGCCCCCGUGUGCCUUCACCUGCAGAGUGUCGCGGCCACGUCGGCUGAGAUCGCCUGGGUGGGUGACAGCCAGGCUCACGCGGUAUACCUGGACAACCGGGAGCAUGCCCUGACCCCCAUGGGCGUGACUGGCUACACCUUCCGCCACCUGAAGCCCGGCACGAGGUACCAGGCGCAGGUGGAGGUGCGCCCCACCUGCGACUCGCUGCAGGCCUGCCGGGAGAAGACGCCCUCCGCCGUCACCUUUGAGACACCCUUGGCGGGGCCCCCCCACCCUCCCCUGGACGUGCUGGUGGAGCGCCACGCCUCCCCGGGCCUCCUUGUGGUCAGCUGGCUCCCCGUGACCAUCGACGCGGCUGGGUCCUCCAACGGAGUCCCAGUCACGGGGUACGCCCUGUAUGCUGAUGGGCUCAAGGUGGCGGACGUGGCCGAGGCCACCGCGGGGAGCACACUGCUGGAGCUCUCCCAGCUCCCGUGGCCUGCAGUGUGCCAGAAGAUCUCCGUGAGAACCACGUCUCUCUGUGGUGAGUCCUUGGACUCCGUGCCUGCCCAGAUCCCUUACGACUGCUUCGCGUCUCUCCACUGGCCAGAGAUGUCACCUUUCGGCUACACCUGUGGGGCCCCAUCUGCCAUCAGCGGGAGCUUCCCCGUCUGCCCUCAGAGGCUGGGGCCUACACCCCUGAGUGCCAAGGCCCGCCCUCACGCCCCCCGAAGCGGCAGGGAGCCCCGGGCCAGGUGUCUCGAAGCAUUCCCUGAAGAACCCCCAAGGAGGCAGUCCCCAGAGCCCAAACUGAUUUCAGAAGGUGGAGGUCCCAGUGCAGGCUCGGGCAGCCAAGCCCAGGGGCCCACGGAGGCCCGGAAGCCCUCCAGAAAGAACCGGCUCUUUGAGAAGCGUCCCUGGAACCACAGGCCGUCUCUGCCACGGGGCCGGCCUCGCAGGGAGGGGUCCCAGGACCAGCGGGUGCUCACUGGCCCAAGCCCUACCCCGGGAGUCCCGCGUCUGUCCCCUGAGCCUGCACCCGGCAAGGAGCUGCGUCAGGAGAAGGCUGCCUCUGGGAAAGUCCUCAGACAAAAGGCAGACGCUCUUGCGUCCACCCCUCCCGAGCUGGGCAGCAGCCAACAAUCCGCGUCUGACUUCAGUGGCGCUCACCAGGAGGACGCGCGGGGUGCAGAGGGGCAAGAGCGGAGACGAGCACUCCGGGGCCUGAGCAUGCAAGAUCAGGCUCCGGGGGCCCGGGCUGGGGUCCGGCUCCGGGGGCCCAGCUCAGCACCGUGUCCUGCUCGGUCCAGCAAGGCCUUCGGGACGCCCAGGGGCGCCGCCCCGCCGCUGGGGACAAGGGUGGGCCCUCUGGCUGGGCUCUUUGUGGCCCUCCCUGAUCACGAGCCGCUGGCCGUGUCUGCCACCCCCGAGGCUGCAGGGGGGGGGCUGGCCCUCCGGAAAGGGCGGCUGCAGGACCCCCACAGUUUCAGCCGCAGCGAAUGCAGCAGGCCAGAGGGCAGCAGCGCCAGUCACCUGGUGGCCGAGGUGGACGCGGGCACGGGGUGGACGGAUGGCCGUGGCAGGUGGCAUUUGCCAGGACACCUGGAUGACUCCGGGGGGCUCACCGGCCCCCAGGGCUCCUCUCCCCUGCCGCAGGGGAGCCCCAGAACGCCCUCCUCCUCACUCUGGGCUCCAAAGACCAUGAUGGCAGCUCUGGACUACGACCCCCGGGACUGGCUGGCGUGGGGCCCGGCGAAGGGCCAGCUGUCACUGAGGGCAGGGGACGUGGUCACCGUCCACGGGCCUAUGGACGACAAGGGUUUCUACUACGGGGAGUCGGGCGGCCACAGAGGCCUGGUCCCCGCCCACCUGCUGGACCACAUGUCCCUCCAGGAGUGAGCGCAGCACCCCGCAGAGGGGGCAGCCUCGGCCGCCUGCGCCCCACGCGGGCACCCACCGCCAGGCCCUCCUCGCUUCGCGCUGAGGCUCCUGCCCCACACACUGCUGCUCUGAACGCUCUGCCACCCCAGGCCUCAGGGCAGCGAAGCCGAAGUCUGGACAGAGCUGUUUCUAGAAACAGCAAGCUGCUUCCAAGAGGUUGGCGGGCUGGUGAUUGCGGCGUCUGGACCAUCGGUCUGAUCCUUUGUCAGCUCCUUCCUCAAGACCUGUUUCCUCUGAGAGUUUGGCUUCUCUCAGCCAUUGCCUUGUAUGAAAGUCUAAAGAAAAGCCUGCCUUGACCAGAGUGUUACUUUUCUAUCUUCUGUUCAAAUCCUCAUUAAAAGUUC
Molecule: messenger RNA, 5453 nt
Organism: Capra hircus (goat)
Lineage: Eukaryota; Metazoa; Chordata; Mammalia; Artiodactyla; Bovidae
Product: RIMS-binding protein 3A
Exons: 1
Coding region: 1-5067 (1688 amino acids)
Biological process (GO): neuromuscular synaptic transmission; spermatid development; fertilization
Cellular component (GO): manchette; nucleus
Molecular function (GO): protein binding
Source: RefSeq, a predicted model, not a curated record